AAAAAUUCAUCCGAGAAAUUGCACAUUUCCAAGGCUAGUGUUCGGAAUUUUUUCGUUUAAAAUUAUUUUAUGAUGCGAACUCGUAACUAUAACUUAUAGUAUAACUUAUAGUAAAAAAUCAGCGCUGUCAGCCGGAGGAGCCCGAGCGAGAAGUGGUUCAUUCAUUUCAUUUCCUCAGCUGCUCUCGACCCGUCCAUCUCUCUCUGCUCAAAAAACACAUUUAAUCAAAGAAGUCCACCUUUUGUAACAAUUAAAUAAUUAAUUACACAUUGCUCAUUAAUUAGUUGAGUCAAGUCCGUAUUCUUCUUGGCUCCGGUAAGGAAAAUACUCUCGAUAUCUUGGAAAAUAACAAGAAUACGUUUGUAUUUAUUAAACUGGGACAAUUCGCAGCGGUUUAAAAUUUUACUAUUGGAGUCUUUCAUUAAAAAUUUAAGUUUAAUUUUGUCUUUUUACUUAAAUAUAGGUGGUCGAGAUGAGUUACAACGGGGUGUGGUGGAGGUGCGAAAUUUGCGAGGCUUAUCUCCCCAACGAGCCAGCAGUUACGUUGCACUUUUUGGAGAAACAUGACGAAAACAUUCUUCUCCGUGAUGAUGUCAGAUUAGAACCGCUGCGAAUCGUUCUUCCCACAGAGUCAGAAUUUUGGAGUGCAGUACAACUUUCGAUGGAUGACGUCGCCCUGAAUGAAGAGGACAUUUGUGAAGGGGAUGAAGAGGUCGAUGACGAAGGAGACGGCUAUAGUGACGAAGGACGCGAUGAUAAGGUUGGCGAAUUUCACGACCGCGAUGAUGCUAACUGGACCCCACGUGGCCAAAGGAAGAGGAGGAUUACUCAUCAUGAAAGUGAAGAAGAUGACGACAAUGAACAAGAUGGCGACGGAGAUGAAGAUGACGAUAAAAGUGACGAAGACGAAUCCCAUAGUGUGGAUGCAUCUGGAAAAUUGGUGGUGCCUCCUCCAACCUCGGUAGUUCACCCCUGUUACAGCUGUGCAGCCACGUUUGACACCACAGAGAAACUGAACACCCAUCGGAAAAAGCACAUUGGUGAGAAACCCUUCGCUUGCGACACUUGCGACAAAAAAUUCGCCUUCUACACACUUUGCGAAAUGCAUAAACUCCAACACACCCCAGAGUGGCCAGAACUUCGGAAGGAUACCAAAAAACUAGCCGAAUUGAAGAGACAGUUCAUCUUAAAUAGGCGAAAUUGGCGGAUGCGACUUUAUCAGCCUCCAGUCCGGAAGCAGUGUCCCCAGUGUCCAAGAUCGUUUAAAUGGGCAGCCGGACUUGAACGACAUUUACGUUGGCAUAGGAAUGAGCGUUCCUUCAUUUGCACCACCUGCGGCUCCGCGUACCGCUUCUACGACACCUUAAGAACCCACCUUCGCUCCGGCAAGUGCGCCAAAGUCAUCCUCACCUCGUUCUCGCGCGCCUUCCAGUGCGAGGUCUGUCCCGCCCGGCUCAAGUCGGAAAAAGGUCUGCGAACCCAUAAGAAAAAUCUACACGGGCUCCCUCACAAACCCCGCGUCAAGCAAAGGUUGACCUGUCCCCAGUGCAGCUACGUAACGACAUCGGCCUUAACUCUGCAAAACCAUUUAAAUUCACACUCCGGCCUGCGACCAUUUCUCUGCCCGACAGAAUGCGGCGCCGCCUUCACGAUGAGGACGAAUAUGCUCGCCCAUGUCCGGAAGAACUGCCGGGUCGCGAAAAAAACAGGGCUUGCCGAGGAAUACGAGGAGCAAAGGAAGGGAUACGCCAGUAAGCGGAGAGGCAUAUGGGGCAAGGUCCCUGGCGGUGUUAGUUGUCCCGAGUGCGACAAGAUUUGUCCAAGCGUGGGCAAGCUGAAGGUUCAUAGACGCACGCAUGACAUAGGGAAGCUAAAAUGUGAGAUCUGUGGGGUAAGAUAUCAACACAGAGCGACGUUGGGGGUGCAUCGGAAGACGGCUCAUCCGGAAGUGCUCGUCCAUCCGUGUAAUCAGUGUGAGGGAUGGUUUGAAGAUGUAGAGAGGUUGAAGAUUCAUGCGAGGAUCGUGCACCGGAAAGGGGUUGGAGGGGAGCACGUGACACCGUCGACAGUGGUGAUUCACGAGGUGGAGUUGGAGGAAGAAUGGAAGGAUGGGUUUGAUAAGGGGGUUGAUCCGUUGGGUGGGUGUGCCUGAUUUUGUAGUUUUUACCUGAAGAAGACCGCAUAGCGAGAGCUUGACCCCGUUAAAUAAAUUAAGUCGAGCUUUUUCCAGGGUAAUCAAUUGGUAAUAAUUAAUAAUUAAUAGGUUUAAAUCGAUGCAAAUACUUACAUAUGUAUGGGUCCAUUAAAUAAGUGCAUUAUUUACUAUAUUUACAGAAUAAUAAUAUUUUGUACCCCGUGAGAUUUAUGAGAUGAAGUAAAUCAAUAAAAUUAAAUAUAUAUACUUA
Molecule: messenger RNA, 2405 nt
Organism: Folsomia candida
Lineage: Eukaryota; Metazoa; Arthropoda; Collembola; Entomobryomorpha; Isotomidae
Product: zinc finger protein 595
Exons: 5
Coding region: 473-2152 (559 amino acids)
Biological process (GO): regulation of transcription by RNA polymerase II
Cellular component (GO): chromosome
Molecular function (GO): chromatin insulator sequence binding
Source: RefSeq, a predicted model, not a curated record